Messenger RNA from Schistosoma mattheei, 363 nucleotides. The record is from the annotation of a GenBank genome assembly. Lineage: Eukaryota; Metazoa; Platyhelminthes; Trematoda; Strigeidida; Schistosomatidae.
AUGACCAGUGGUACAUCAGAAAAAUCAUUGAAACAAGAGAGUAUAAAUGUUGGAAAUUAUGAAAAUAAAAAUGCCAUUGAUGCAAAUUAUGAAAUUAGAUAUUGGACAAGAAUACAGAAUCACAAUGUAAACAAAAUGAAAAGAAGUGAGAAUAGCACACAUGUAACUGGGAAAAAUUCUUGUAUUGAAACUGAUUUUAAACGAGAAAUGAGGCGUUAUUAUGUCGGUUUGAAACAAAAUCUUAAUAAAAUUGAUCGAAUACAAGAAGAGGUAAGUGAAGCAAUGAAUUUAACUGAUUACAAUAUUUACUUUUACCGGUUAUCAAAUUUUCAUGAUGAUAUUUAUUUUGAUUGUAUAACAUAA